AUGACCCAUGGCUCCAAUGAAUUCGGUGACACUGGCAAUGAAUCUGUGUUCAAUAUGCUCUGUAUCUCCCUACACUUAAAGUCUGUUGGCGCCGCGAAGGCCCAGUGGGUGGAUGGGUUCCCGGGCGCAUGCAAGCAGCUCCGGGACAAGAACCCGAAUCCGGGGGCGCAGGGCUGGUUUCCACAUCCGCUCCAUCUCCCGCGGAACUCGCGGCGGCCCCUGCGCCUCGCCCUCCUGGGGCCGGUCGCGCGCGUCCCCCGCCCCGGCUUGGGGCCCAACUGCCGGGCGCAGACCCGCGCGCCCCGCCCGGCGCAGUCAGGUUCUGUCUUCCCAGAGUCAGAGUUCCAGUUUCUACUUUCCUUCCCGACAUUUCUCCUUCGGGGUCUUCCAAGGAUCGGAAGGUGGCGGAGCCCCUGGCCGGGGAAACCCGCGACAGCUCAGGGCUCAAUCUGUCGGGACUUUGGUGGCUCAUCUACAUCCCACUGGCCCCUUAUUUCCACGCGGAAAAGUAGAGAUGUUUGGCCACCAGCAGCUGUCCGAAGGAAAGGGGAAUCCAAGGUUCCCGCAGACGGGCCAUCCACGGAAGAUUGUGUAGGGCCCUCUCGGAUCUGGAGAGGGCUGGUUGUUCUGGUGAAGACAAACCGGACGCCCGGAACCUGGCGGCGCCGGGGUCUCCCCGGGACGAGGACGCCCCGCGGAGAACCCAAGCAUUGGGACCAAUUUCCUAUGAACGCAGAAUAUUUUCUCCUCCUCUGGGACACUUUUUGAAGCCUCUAAGCACAUUAUUUGCCAGGACCCUUUGGAUUCUCACAAUCUUCCUAACUCUGUCUAUAACCAAGACUUGCUGGACCUGCUCCAUUAGGGAAACUUGUGUUUUACAAGCUGUAGAAGAUAACUACAAUAACUAGGGUUUUCUUUUUCUUUUUCCUUUUCUUUUCUUUUUAGAGAAAAUUUCAAACUUAAAACACUUAGUAUUUAUGGGCAAUUGAUUUUUCUUUUAUUACCCAUUUAACCAUGGCUUUUCUUUGACGCUCAUCCAGAGGGACUCUCAUCAUCCAUGGCUAGAUCAGAGAAGCCAAAAGGAAAGGUCUUCAUCAUCUCUAAUCUCCAUCUCUCACCUCCCUCCAAAGCAGUUUGCAAUAAAGAGAACUCACUCCCACAUCCUGAUCCCUGUUCUUCUUUGAUCUUCCCCAUCAUUUUCUUAUUAAAAACAACUGCUCUGUUGCCACCACCA
Molecule: messenger RNA, 1234 nt
Organism: Neofelis nebulosa (Clouded leopard)
Lineage: Eukaryota; Metazoa; Chordata; Mammalia; Carnivora; Felidae
Exons: 4
Coding region: 1-768 (255 amino acids)
Source: RefSeq, a predicted model, not a curated record